CCUGCGCAAUGCGCCCCGAACUGAGAGACGGGGCUCGAGCCUCCGCACCGCACAACAACGACCGGGAUCAAAAACGGAACAAAUCACCCAACGACAGCAGGAUCGACCGUCCGUAAACCAGCGUGUCCCGCCGGACAUCGACGGGGACAACAGCGACAGAGAGGGCGAGAGGAGAGUAGAGGCAGGCGGGGGUCGGUAGACCAGGAGCCUGCCUGUCUGUCCGCCUGCAGACGUUUGGAUGUAACGACGACUGAGAGGACGACACGAUGUCCUCGUGUUGGACCCCACUCCUUGUCCCGAUGGUCCUGGUCCUGGUCCUGGUCCUGUCCCGCUCGGUGUCAGCGGCCCGCUCUGACAGGAACAUGAUUUCAGAGGAGUAUGUGGGCGUCACGGUCAACGCCACGGUGCUGGACGGACGAGGAAACACCAUCCACGUGAUGAGCAGCGACGACGGGACAUACGGGCAGAACUCACCGAAAGUGGACACCAGGGGUAUCGUCAUCGCACCUGCACCGCAUCACGGAGUGGUGGACCGGCAGGGCUGCGACCCCGGCACUCGUUUCCUUGUUCCUCCUCGGAGUGUCCACUGGGUGGCGCUGCUGCAGAGAGGAAACUGCACCUUUAAAGAGAAGAUCCUGAAAGCGGCUGCUUACAACGCCACGGCCGUUCUCAUCUACAACAACUCCACGGACAAGACGGUCAAGAUGGGCCACGAAGGCACUGGUGAUACAGUGGCAGUGAUGAUCACAGAGGCGUAUGGUAAAGAGAUCCUGGCUCACCUGGAGAGAAACCUGACGGUCCUGGUAUCUGUGGUGGUGGGUCAACGCGGUCCCACCAAAAACAUCAACCGUGGUUCGCUGGUCUUCGUCUCCAUCUCCUUCAUCGUCCUCAUGAUUAUCUCAUCGGCUUGGCUCAUCUUCUACUUCAUCCAGAAGAUCCGCUACACCAGUGCCCGCGACCGCAGCCAGCGUCGUCUUGGUGAUGCAGCGAAGAAAGCCAUCGGAAAGUUGACCACGAGGACGGUGAAGAAAGGAGACAAGGAAACGGAUCCAGAUUUUAACCACUGCGCGGUGUGUAUUGAAGCGUACCAGCUGAACGAUGUGGUUCGCAUCUUGCCCUGCAAACACGUCUUCCAUAAAAUGUGUGUGGACCCCUGGCUGAACGAGCACUGCACUUGUCCCAUGUGUAAACUCAACAUCCUCAAAGCUCUUGGCAUCAUGACCAGUCUUCCCUGCGUGGACAGCGUGGUGUUGGAUGUGGAGCGUCUGGGCGUCAGUCAGGCAACUGGGAGCCAGAGGGUGCAGCUGGGCGACAGCAACCAGCCUUCCAUCAGCCUGGAGCCGCUCAGCCCCCCCCACCCUGAGGCCACACCCAGAACACCUGCUGACAUCACCAUUGCUGUGACCAGCGGCGGCCACUUCUUCAACAGGAACUCAAUGUCUCCUCACAGUGUCGUCUGUGAGAUGGAGCUGCCAGACAUCCAGGCCUCACUUGACCUAUAUGACGACAACAAGUCCUGAGGACCAUCAUCAUUAUGACCCCCAACCACCACCCCCACCUGCUAAUGGACGCACAGCUUUUUUUCCCUAUUGGGAGGAGGUUCUGAUCCGUGGAUGAACUUUUUGAACAUCAUUUCUUCCAUCAGACUUCCUUCAGACUGAACAUGGAUCUGGAUUCUUGCUGGAUCCUGAUUUUAGUUUUGACCCAUUAGCUCGACACAACAACGUUUUUAUUUUCCCCAGUAAAAGAAAAAGUUCUGUUGGACACAGAGCUCAUGGUUGGGUCAGAUCUUUAAAAAUGGUUUUAUAUUAAUUAAGAAAUUAAUUAAUUAGGAAAACUGAACUCCAGAUUCAAUUCCGGUCAAGGAACCAGAACCUCAACUAGGUUCUACAGGUAGAACUGGAAGUAAUGUUGCUGUUGAGUUCCUAGAACAGUUCCUGGAAAAAUAUUGAAGUCCCUAAAUGCAGUCUUGUGUUUCUGGCAAAGGGAAUAGUUCUGGGAAUAGUUCCUGAGUUCCUAAAAGGGUUCUUCGGUCUCUGGACAAUGUCCUGAAUUCCUUCAACAGUUCUUGGAAAGGUCCUGAAUUCUUAAAAAGGUCCUGGAUUUUCUUGAAUUCUUCCAGGGCUCAUUAGAAGGUAAUCUGGAACAGGUCUUCAGUUCUUAAAAUAUUCCUGGAUUGCAAAAGAGUUUCCCUGGGUCAGAGGAUGCUUGAGGGUGCCUGAAAAGCUUCCUUUGGAGUUCCACAAAGUACCCAGGCUCCUGGAAAAAUUGCAUCGAUCUUAAAGAGUUUCCUGGGUUCCAGGACAAGUUUGUGUGUUCCUAAAGACAUUCCUGAAUUCCUCAGUGAUUUAUUGAACGAGUUCCCAGGAUUCUAAAAAUGCGCUUAGAAAGUUCUUCAGCUCUUAAGAGGGUUCCUGGAAGGGGUUUCUGAAUCAGUUCUGGAUUUCCAAAAAGUGUCCUGUGUUUCUGUAAGUGUUCCUGAGGUCUUAAAAGGGUUCUGGAAACACUGACGUAUUAAAAAGGUUCUUGGGUUCUUGCAAACCUUCCUCACCCAUAAAAAUGGUUCACUGAAAAGUUUCUGAGUGCCUAAAAGAUUCCUUGAAAGGUUCUUGAGGUCUUAAAAGGGGUACCUGUGUUCCUGGAAAAGUUCUUCCCUCAAAGGUUCCUGAAAUGGCUGUUGAUUCUCUAAAAAGGUUCCUGUGUUCUUGAUCGUACCUGAACCUAAAUGGACCUGAAAGCUUCAGGACUGAAACCAAACAAACGCAGAGAGCCUGAGCCCAGAAAACGUUCCUUUCAGCGUUUUCUGAUGUUCUGCCUUCAGUCUGGGAAAAUUGGAAAUCGAACCUUUGAUCGGUUUACUGAAUUAUUACAGACCUGGAUCCAAACUCCUCGACUAUGAGUACCGACUGAGCUUGUUCUUCCUGUCCAUCAUCAGACUGGAACCAGGACCAGAGGAAGACCUGGACCCAGGUCCUCUGUAGAGACAAUAGGAAACUGUGUGAACAGUGUUAACUACCAGUAGCAAAAGAACACGUUUCUCAUGUAGAACAAAGAGAUGUUAGAAUUAAAGGAACAGUCCAUUCUGUCAGUAAACCUGCUUUUCUCUGUGUUCACUAACAUGGAGUUCCUCAGGGGGUGUGCUGAGGGGGGGACUGAACCACCUAGCUCCAUCAAAAAGAGAAAAGUCUUGCUGAUUUUUACCUUGUUAGCUAAUCAGCUAGGCAGCAGUCCAUCCUGAGGUCAUCUGGGGGUCCUCAGGUCUGUCAGCCAAUGAGAAGAAAGCUCCCUGAAGUGAAGUAGAUUCACUUUCAUUGCAGUCUUGCUCCUUUCUGCUCAGAAGAUAAGUUUCCAUCUGAUGAAGCGUAAAUUUAAACAUAAUUUCCAGAAAAGCAUCAAAGUAAAACAGAGUGCAUGCUUGUUUCCACCCACCCGGCUGUGUGAAUAUUGAUGGAGAGAAAGAGGCGGUGGGACUAAUUCUCCUCGCAGUGACAUUAAAUGUUGGGGACCUGUUCGCAGAAAUGGAAUAUAAUAUUCAUUAAAGGGAAACACUGCUGAAGUAAGUGGACCUGCUCUCUCUUCCUGCUGGCUCACAGGUGGAGUCCUCAGGUGUGACGUCUGCAGCUGUGAUGCUAAAUGCUGUUAACAUACAUUCGUAUCUCCAGUUUGAGCGUCUGUUUGUACACCAGAGAAUCAGAGGGUUUCCUGAAGUGACGGACUGCUCCUUUAAAGUGUAUUAAACAGCUUCUGAAUUACUCAGCGUGUAAUAAUCAGCUCCGGUGAUGGGGCUCAAUAUAUAAACAGCAUUAUACAAUCUAUAACCUGACUGAUUGAUCAAUAUUAUCUCUGAAGUGACCUGAACACAUCCUGAUGGAGUCCAGAAGACCCAUCUGUCCUCGUCUGUCUGUCCUUGUCUGUCUGUGUCUCUGUGUCACAUGGUACUGAUGGUGAUGAUUAGGGGGGUGUGUGAUGCUUUCAGUUCAAUGUCUCUUACCGUCUCAGCAUUAAA
Chelmon rostratus (copperband butterflyfish) is the source of this 4006-nucleotide messenger RNA. RefSeq names its product ring finger protein 130 (gene rnf130). The record is from RefSeq and is a predicted model, not a curated record. The coding region runs from base 267 to 1520 and encodes 417 amino acids. The transcript is spliced from 9 exons. NCBI's taxonomy places the organism in Eukaryota, Metazoa, Chordata, Actinopteri, Chaetodontiformes, Chaetodontidae.